GUGCUCUCUCUCUCUCUCUCUCUCUCUCCCUCCCCCUUCCCCUCCUCCCUCCCCACGCGGCGCGAGCGGCUGACAGACCUGGGAGAGGAAACGGCCUUCAGAGCCGCGCUCCCGCCCAGCCCAGCCCAGCCCGGCCCCGCCCCGGGCCUCGUUAGCCGGCAGGAGCAGGGAGGAGGCGGCAGUAGCAGCAGGAGCGGCGGCGGCGGCGGUAGCGGCAGCGGCGGCGGCGGCUGGGAAGCGGUCGUGACGGCGGCGACAGCAGCAGCAGCCACAUCGGAGACGAUGGCGCGGCUGGUGGCGGUGUGCAGAGACGGGGAGGAGGAGUUCCCCUUCGAGAGGAGGCAGAUUCCCCUCUACAUAGACGACACCCUCACGAUGGUGAUGGAAUUUCCUGAUAAUGUGCUAAAUCUUGAUGGGCAUCAGAAUAACGGUGCACAACUAAAGCAGUUCAUUCAGCGACAUAGCAUGCUUAAGCAGCAAGAUCUCAAUAUUGCCAUGAUGGUGACAUCGCGUGAAGUCUUGAGUGCACUUUCUCAGCUUGUCCCAUGUGUUGGUUGUCGUCGCAGUGUGGAGCGCCUCUUUUCCCAGCUUGUAGAGUCGGGAAAUCCUGCCCUUGAGCCUCUUACUGUAGGGCCCAAGGGAGUCCUUUCUGUUACUCGAAGCUGUAUGACUGAUGCAAAGAAGCUUUAUACAUUAUUUUAUGUGCAUGGGUCCAAACUAAAUGACAUGAUAGAUGCAAUUCCAAAAAGUAAGAAGAACAAGAGAUGUCAGUUGCACUCCUUAGAUACACACAAACCAAAACCUUUGGGAGGUUGUUGGAUGGAUGUGUGGGAACUAAUGUCCCAGGAAUGCAGGGAUGAAGUAGUUUUAAUUGAUUCUAGUUGUCUUUUAGAAACAUUAGAAACCUAUCUGCGAAAACACAGGUUUUGUACUGACUGCAAAAAUAAAGUACUUCGAGCAUACAAUAUUCUUAUUGGUGAGCUUGAUUGCAGCAAAGAGAAGGGUUAUUGUGCUGCACUAUAUGAAGGCUUGCGGUGCUGUCCACAUGAACGACACAUACAUGUAUGCUGUGAAACAGAUUUCAUUGCACAUCUGUUGGGUCGAGCUGAGCCAGAGUUCGCAGGAGGGUAUGAGAGGAGGGAAAGGCAUGCUAAGACAAUAGACAUAGCCCAAGAAGAAGUUUUGACCUGCCUGGGUAUUCAUCUUUAUGAACGACUGCAUCGAAUCUGGCAAAAACUACGGGCUGAGGAGCAGACGUGGCAGAUGCUUUUCUAUCUUGGUGUUGAUGCUUUACGCAAGAGUUUUGAGAUGGCUGUGGAAAAAGUACAGGGUAUUAGCCGAUUAGAACAACUCUGUGAAGAGUUCUCAGAAGAAGAAAGAGUGCGAGAACUCAAGCAAGAAAAGAAGCGCCAAAAAAGGAAGAACAGGCGGAAAAAUAAGUGUGUAUGUGACAUUCCUGCCCCUUUGCAAACAGCAGAUGAAAAGGAAAUAAGCCAAGAAAAGGAGACAGGCUUUGUGGAAAACAGCUGCAAAGCCUGUGGCAGUACAGAAGAAGGUAACAGCUGCGUAGAAGUAAUUGUUACCAAUGAAAACACUUCAUGUACCUGUCCAAGUAGUGGCAAUCUGUUGGGAUCUCCUAAAAUAAAAAAAGGUUUAUCUCCGCACUGUAAUGGUAGUGAUUGUGGAUACUCAUCUAGCAUGGAAGGGAGUGAGACAGGUUCUCGGGAGGGCUCAGAUGUAGCCUGCACUGAAGGCAUAUGUAACCAUGAUGAACAUGGUGAUGAUUCCUGUGUUCAUCACUGUGAUGACAAAGAGGAAGACGGCGAUAGCUGUGUGGAGUGUUGGGCUAAUUCUGAAGAGAAUAACACAAAAGGAAAAAACAAAAAGAAGAAAAAGAAAAGCAAAAUGUUGAAGUGUGAUGAACAUAUCCAAAAGCUUGGAAGCUGUAUUACAGAUCCCAGUAAUCGAGAGACCUUAGGAAAUACCAUGCACACAGUGUAUCACCGUGACAAGACCAAAGAUUCGCAUGCUGAAAAUUGCUGCAGCUCCGAAAAGGGUGGGCAGCCACUGCCUUGGUUUGAACAUAGGAAAAACGUACCACAAUUUGCAGAACCUGCAGAAGCGUCACUCGGUCCUGACUCUGGAAAAGGUGCCAAGAGCUUAGUUGAACUCCUUGAUGAGUCUGAAUGCACUUCAGAUGAGGAAAUCUUUAUCUCACAAGAUGAAAUACAGUCAUUUAUGGCAAACAACCAGUCUUUCUACAGCAAUAGAGAACAGUACCGACAACAUCUGAAGGAGAAAUUUAAUAAAUACUGCCGCUUAAAUGAUCACAAGAGGCCCAUUUGUAGUGGCUGGUUGACAACGGCCGGAGCAAACUAAAAUAAAUAAAAUAGCUCUGUCUUUCAUUGAAACACUCAAGAUGACUACUGCGCCUUCUCUUUCAAAAACUCUUAAUUUAGUGACUUUUGGCAGAAUUUUAUCUUAAAUCAAUGUGAUUCUUUUCUCUUUUUUUGUUUUCGGGGACGUUGGUGGAGGUAACUUCAUUAAUUUGUUCUUUCUUCAGGCUUGUAUAUUUAGUUGAGUAGCUGUGCAAGCCUGCCUUAUAAUUUAAGCCAUCUCUUUUCAUUAAAUGUUUCUCUUACUGUGAGACUUACAAAAGCAACUUAGUGGCAAAAAGUAAUGUUGUACUUAUAAUUCUGUACAGAAAUGAUGAGCUGAAUAUAAGGUUUUACAAAGUAGACAUCCACUUGCAAAAAAAUGUUUGGAUGUAAUAUGUUAAAGCGCAAUGUGCAAAAUUUAAAAAUAAAGAAUAUUUAUUAAUA
Molecule: messenger RNA, 2822 nt
Organism: Trichosurus vulpecula (common brushtail)
Lineage: Eukaryota; Metazoa; Chordata; Mammalia; Diprotodontia; Phalangeridae
Gene: GGNBP2
Product: gametogenetin binding protein 2
Exons: 14
Coding region: 283-2379 (698 amino acids)
Cellular component (GO): cytoplasm; nucleus
Source: RefSeq, a predicted model, not a curated record